GUAAAGUCGUUUCAAACUGUUCGUGGUUCAGUCUUCACUCUUCACGCGUCUCGUUCACUCGCGUCCGUGAAAUUACGCAGCGCGAGUGCGAACGCGUUACAUCACCAGCGCACCUUAACGCAGGUGAGACAGGGCACCCGGAAGAACACGCGCAUCGACUAUCACACGAGUCACUUGAGUUGCAAUCAAGCCCAGAAGAGCAGAGCAGAUCACAGUCAUGUCAGAGCUCAAGAAGAACAAGUUGUUUAUUGUGCUGAUGGAUGUCGUGUGUGUGCUCGUGGUGGCGAUGCCGUUCAUCAUAAUGACCAUCAUGUUCCGGCCGUACCAGCGUGGCGUUUACUGCGAUGACGAGACCAUCCGUUACCCCUACAGACCAGACACCAUCUCUCACAAAAUGAUGGCGGCCGUUACCAUUUCCUGCUCCAUCAUUAUCAUCACUUCUGGAGAGGCCUACCUGGUCUACACCAAACGUCUCUAUUCCAAUUCAGACUUCAACCAGUACGCUGCGGCGCUCUAUAAAGUGGUGGGGACGUUUCUGUUCGGCGCGUGUGUGAGCCAGUCUCUGACCGAUAUGGCCAAGUACACCAUCGGACGCUUGAGGCCCAACUUUAUCGCGGUGUGCGCUCCAGAAGUGUGCGAGGGCUACAUGCUGGAGAUCAACUGCACGGGAAGCUUUCGCAACGUGACCGAAUCCAGGCUGUCGUUCUACUCCGGUCACUCCUCCUUCGGGAUGUACUGCAUGUUGUUUCUGGCGCUUUAUGUACAGGCACGUAUGGCAUCCAAGUGGGCCCGCCUCCUCCGGCCCACAAUUCAGUUCUUCCUGGUGGCCUUUGCCAUUUAUGUGGGAUACACGCGUGUGUCUGACUACAAGCACCACUGGAGCGACGUGGUGGUGGGUCUCCUGCAAGGGGCGCUGAUCGCAGUCCUCACGGUGCGAUACGUCUCGGACUUCUUCAAAGAGCGCCCCCCUCGCUGUCCGGAUGUUGAAAAUGCUGAAAACGAAGACGGCGAACGUAAGCCCAGCCUUCAGAUCGCAGACACGGACAGAAACCAUUACUCCUACAGCAGGCCUGCAUGAGCGUGACCUUUGACCUGUGAGAGCACUGGAUGCUGCAGCACGUCUCGUACAGACAGCCACACACUGUACACUGGCACUGACUGCGCUCUCUUCCACAGGACAACACUCCCAUUUCACACAGAGAGAGAGAGCGCGAGUGAAUGCAUGAACUAACACUGAAUAUUAGAUUUUAUACUUCUUUACAGACCGUGUUUAUACCCAGAUUUGUCCUAUGCACGCUCGAUCAAGUGCACAGAUCGCCUGACAUCUAAUGAACCGUGAGGGACUUUAUUGUAUCAGAGCACAAAGACGAACUUCUCCAAGGGGAACUGCUCGUUUCCAUGACAACCUCAAAACCACCGGUUGACAUUUACUGACUCGCUGUACUUCUGCUGUCGGCAGCGAUUCUUUCGGAAUGGGAAAGAAAGUGAACUAUUCUAAGCCAUCAGAAGACAAGAAUUCAUGAACAUGAAACAGAUGCCAAAAAAGGUCUUUCUCACAUGGUCAAUUAGACAUUUUGUUCGGUUAUAUAUAUAUAUACAUAUAUAUAUAAACUGGAUUAUAGUGACUAUUAUUAUUUUUAUAUAUAAAAAAUUUUGUUUUACUGGGGCGGUAGGAUUAGGGACUUUUUCUAAACUUAACAUUUUGGUAAACUAGUUAUUAUAUCUGCACACGUCUAGAAGAAAUUCUGCAUAACAUGAAUAAUCUUUAUAAAAUAAUACUUUUUAUGUUUAAUUUGCUGAAGAAUACCAUGACAACUCGUGAUUUCAAUCUAGUUUUGUUGCGUCGCUCGCUCACAUAACUGUUUAAUGAAAACCACUAGCUAACCAAGGCACAUAUAUAUCGAUGUAUUUCAUGGAAAUUAGUCUUACUAACCAUCCUAUCCAGCAAUAAGGAUUAGGAAAUAUUAACUAUCACAUGUAAAAUGUUAAACCGCUGUUUAUCUCUGAAUAUGAUCACCACGUCCAAACCAAGUGAACGAAUGCUGCUUGUUAUGUUAAAAUCACAGCCAAUCAAAAAGCUGUAUGGUGAUUCUGAACCAAUGACGAUUCACUAAGGGGCGGAACUACUCAACAUGACAAAAAACGUACGCUUGUAGAUUAAAAUGGAUUUGCAGAAUGUUGUACUGAAUGUUUCCACAGCAUCAUGAUUGUUUAGUUUUAUGUGCCUAUUUCCAGUGAAAAAUGCCUGUCAAGAUCACCAGCGAAUUCAAGAAUCGGAUUGAUUUUCUUCACGUCACGCCUUGGCAUAUGAUGAAAUGUCGAUUUAAACAGGUUUUAAACGUAAGGUGCAUUUAAACAUUGUUUUCGCUCCCCUAUAUCUCUCCAGAGACCAUUGUUUCCCAGGAUUUUGUCUCCGUUCACAUUUAUCCCUUACUCUAAUUUACCUCGUUUUAUCUAGUUCUAAUUUAUGUUCAUUUGGAGCUUGAACUGAGUCUCGGGAUCGAGCUCCUCCUCCCAGGAAAAUCACAUUUGUUUGUCGGACAAAAUAGCAGAUUUGGCGUUAUGAUUGGUCAGAUCGCCUGCCAAUCAAACAUCAGGCAAAGGGUCUGGAUGGGCGGGUCACAUUAAAAUAUGAAUAAUAAUAAAUUGGGAUACAAGCAUUAUAAAGUGGAAAAAGUAUUUGGGCAUGCUAUCUUGUCUUAAAAUCCUCCAACCCCCUUUGUCGUACAAUUUGCGCUAGAAUUAUCUGAAUUAAUUACCUUAAAAUUAUCUUUAGGUUUAGACACUUGCUGCGUUCACGCCAUAUCGCAAUUACCGUAAUUUCGAGAUGACCGCACGUGACGU
This is a messenger RNA of Sinocyclocheilus rhinocerous, 2844 nucleotides long. Its product is annotated as phospholipid phosphatase 2-like. Gene Ontology annotation, molecular function: phosphatidate phosphatase activity. The transcript is spliced from 6 exons. The record is from RefSeq and is a predicted model, not a curated record. Lineage: Eukaryota; Metazoa; Chordata; Actinopteri; Cypriniformes; Cyprinidae. Gene Ontology annotation, cellular component: plasma membrane. The coding region runs from base 218 to 1078 and encodes 286 amino acids. Gene Ontology annotation, biological process: phospholipid metabolic process; phospholipid dephosphorylation; signal transduction.